AUGGUCCAGAUCAGCGAAGUCAAAGGCAACAAGCGAGACAAUCGCACAGCUGCCCAUAGCCACAUCAAGGGCCUGGGCCUCAAAUCAGAUGGAUACGCAGAGAAGCAAUCCGGCGGCUUCGUCGGCCAAGCAGGUGCUCGAGAGUCCUGCGGUGUUGUCGUGGAUUUGAUUCGAGCUCAGAAGAUGGCCGGCCGAGGUGUCCUGCUGGCUGGAGGUCCCGGAACUGGAAAGACGGCGCUUGCACUUGCGAUCAGCCAAGAAUUGGGAACCAAGAUCCCCUUCUGCCCCAUCGUCGGUAGCGAAAUUUACUCGACCGAAGUCAAGAAGACGGAGAUGUUGAUGGAGAACUUCCGAAGAGCAAUUGGCCUUAAGGUGCGGGAGACGAAGGAGGUCUACGAGGGAGAGGUUACAGAGCUUACACCCGAGGAGGCCGAGAACCCCCUCGGUGGCUACGGCAAGACCAUCAGCACGCUGCUGAUCGGCUUGAAGAGCGCAAAGGGCCAGAAGAAGCUUCGCCUGGACCCCAGCAUCUACGAGGCCAUCCAGAAGGAGCGCGUCUCCGUCGGCGACGUCAUCUACAUCGAGGCAAACACCGGUGCAUGCAAACGAGUCGGACGAUCGGACGCAUAUGCCACAGAAUUCGACCUCGAGGCGGAGGAGUACGUGCCCAUCCCCAAGGGCGAGGUCCACAAGAAGAAGGAGAUCGUGCAAGACGUCACGUUGCACGACCUGGAUGUGGCCAACUCUCGACCCCAGGGUGGCCAGGAUAUCAUGAGCAUGAUGGGCCAGCUGAUGAAGCCCAAGAUGACGGAGAUCACAGAGAAGCUGCGCGGGGAGAUUAACAAGGUCGUUAGCAAGUACAUCGACCAAGGUGUGGCAGAGCUGGUUCCCGGCGUUUUGUUCAUUGAUGAGGCACACAUGCUUGAUGUGGAGUGCUUCACCUACUUGAACCGAGCCCUGGAAUCGCCAAUUUCCCCCAUUGUUGUCCUGGCCUCCAACCGGGGAAUGUGCACAAUCAGGGGCACCGACGAUAUUGUCGCGGCCCACGGUAUCCCCACCGACUUCCUCGCGCGCUUGCUCAUCAUCCCCACCACCCCGUACGACGCCGAGGAGAUUAAGCGCAUCGUGCGGAUACGCGUCUCGACUGAGAGCGUUGCCAUUACGGAUGCUGCCAUCGACAAAAUCGCGGAGCACGGCGUCCGCAUUAGCCUUCGAUACUGCCUGCAGCUAUUGACCCCCGCAAGCAUUCUUGCAAAGGCCAACGGCCGUUCGCAGAUUGACAUCCAGGACGUCGCGGAGUGCGAGGACCUGUUCCUUGACGCCGGCCGCAGCGCCGCACUUCUUAGCACCGAGGCUGGGCGAGGCUACCUCUCCUGA
Ilyonectria robusta is the source of this 1377-nucleotide messenger RNA. RefSeq names its product TIP49 C-terminus-domain-containing protein. NCBI's taxonomy places the organism in Eukaryota, Fungi, Ascomycota, Sordariomycetes, Hypocreales, Nectriaceae. The record is from RefSeq and is a predicted model, not a curated record. The transcript has 4 exons. Bases 1 to 1377 code for a protein of 458 amino acids. Gene Ontology annotation, biological process: chromatin remodeling; regulation of transcription by RNA polymerase II; box C/D snoRNP assembly. Gene Ontology annotation, molecular function: ATP hydrolysis activity; ATP binding; DNA helicase activity. Gene Ontology annotation, cellular component: Swr1 complex; Ino80 complex; NuA4 histone acetyltransferase complex.